Molecule: messenger RNA, 1257 nt
Organism: Caenorhabditis briggsae
Lineage: Eukaryota; Metazoa; Nematoda; Chromadorea; Rhabditida; Rhabditidae
Exons: 6
Coding region: 1-1257 (418 amino acids)
Source: RefSeq, a predicted model, not a curated record
AUGGAUGCGGAGGCAUACUUCCCCGCCGACAUAUCCGUCGUCCCACACGAUGAAGAGACUGUGACGGCGACAUCGACAGCAGAUGAGAAAGCCUCCUUUGUGCUACCUCCAACGACAUCGAAAAGGCUGAUGCACGGUCGGAAACGGCGUGAUCCGCCGUUACUUUCUACUAUUCAAGAAGUGCCGUCGAUGACAAGCAUUCUUCCCGCGGACACCUCGAUUUCUUGUUUUCUGUGUCUCAAUAAAAUCAGUGGAACAGUUCCGAAUUUCGUGAAGCCGUGUCAUUGUCCAUUAGUGUUCGUCCACACGACUUGUGCCAUAGACAGCGAAUCAUUUUUCGGUGGUACAUGCAGUCAAUGCCAUCAGAAGUACCGACCAGAACAGACGACACCACGACAAUCUCUAUCUUCAUCGAGAAGCAUAUCAGGCAGACUAUUGUUCAUGUCGAACAAGGCAUCUACGAGUUCUCCAAAACAGUUGGAGGCCGCUAGCACAUGUGCUCUGUGUCAGAAUCAAAGUUAUCAAAAUCCGGAAUGGUCGGAACGAAAUGAUGCGAAACUGAUUCGCCCGUGUUUCUGCGGUUUUCUGGUCCAUCAUGGAUGCAUUCGAGACCAUUUGAAACACGAUAAAUCAUGUGAAUGGUGUGGAGUCAAGUAUCGAUACUAUAAAUACGGCUCGUUCGGUGAUUUCUGUCGGCGUUACUCUAUCCAACACGUAUGCUAUGCAAUUUUGUUCGCCAUUCUUCUCUUCUUCUUUGUACUCGCUCUUCGUGGAUCAUAUUUCUUCAAUCCAAGACUCAGCUUUGCCCCGAUUAGUAUUUUUUUUACAAUUUUUUACAAGUCAUUCCUUUUUUUUUUAGUUCUGACAAUUACAUCUCUGUUCUUCUUGGCUGUUUUUAUCGGUGCAAUCCUUUUCACUGUCAAGCACACCGUCACAACUCGCUUGCCUCGAUUCCGGCGACGAUAUGGAAAAGUGACAGUAGUGCCAUACGAUCCUGAUAUUCGUUCAAAGAAAGAAGUGUUGCGAUCUCUACAGGCUGCCAGAAACGAUUCGUUGAGUGAACUUGAUAUUGUACCACUGCACCAAGUGACGAGAGCAGAAAGUCAAGAAUCGACCGUCGAAGCAGUUAGAACAGACCCUUGCGACUUGUCUCUCGGUCAACAAAUGUUCGGGAUAGCCGCCAAUCCACGAAUCUUUUCAUCUACUCCCAUGACACAGAAGCCAAAAGCUAGUGUGUUCAGCUCUAGUCAAGCUUAA